AGUAGCACAGAAGCAACCUAGAAGUUGCAUGCUUCUUCUGCCUUCUGCACUCUUUUGGCUUCUUACUUAACUAUCACAUGGAGGGUGCAGGCGAGAAGAGGAAGAUAUGCAAUGAAGAUGAGGAGGAUGAUGAACAAAAAAUAGAGCAGUUUUUUGCUAUUAUCAGGAACAUCAGAGAGGCUCGUGAGCGUUUAAGGAAUAACUCGGAUGUAAAGAAAAAGAAGCAGAAAUUAGUUGAAGAAGAGAUGAAGAAAAUCCAAGUCUGGAAGCCCACUUUCGAACGUGGAGACUUCAUGGAAGAGGAAGCUGAUCAUGAUCAUCGUCAUCAUCAGCUCAAAACCAUUGUGGGUUCUUCUCAUCACGGAGAUGAAGGAACAAAGAAAGAAGAUCAUCAGGACAAAGAAGAGUUGGACCUAAAGCUUUCUCUUUAAUAAGUACGAUGUAGGUAGUUCUAUAUAUAUAUAUGUUAAUGAAGUGGUAAUUGGCUAUAUGUACGUACGUAUCAUAGAAGUUGAGAGGGAAAUUUCAAGGUUUGAUUUACCAUCUAGUUCUUGUUCUUGACAAUCUAUGUUAAUUAACUAACGUACUGUUAUUAAGGUCUUCUUAGAAAUCAUGUAAGUAGGGUUUGGAAGUAGGAAUCAAAAAUUAAAAUUGCGUUUCAAUUUG
This is a messenger RNA of Alnus glutinosa, 666 nucleotides long. RefSeq lists its product as uncharacterized. The record is from RefSeq and is a predicted model, not a curated record. Gene Ontology annotation, biological process: regulation of systemic acquired resistance. NCBI's taxonomy places the organism in Eukaryota, Viridiplantae, Streptophyta, Magnoliopsida, Fagales, Betulaceae. Bases 78 to 431 code for a protein of 117 amino acids. The transcript has a single exon.